This is a messenger RNA of Paramacrobiotus metropolitanus, 990 nucleotides long. Its product is annotated as probable serine/threonine-protein kinase clkA. The transcript is spliced from 2 exons. The record is from RefSeq and is a predicted model, not a curated record. The coding region runs from base 1 to 990 and encodes 329 amino acids. NCBI's taxonomy places the organism in Eukaryota, Metazoa, Tardigrada, Eutardigrada, Parachela, Macrobiotidae.
AUGCUUUACCGGAAAAAUGGACGCGCGUGGCGGAUCCUAUUUAUCCUCUGUCAUAUUCCCGCCAACGCCCAGUAUAAUUACGGUGGCAGUUACAGCAGCUCCCCCUACGUCAACAUCAACUAUGGAUCGAACAACAACUUUUGCAGCAACAUCGCCAACAACAACGUCAACAUCCAGAACACCAAUACGAUUACCAACACGAUCACUAACAACAUGAUGAGCGUGAUUAUCGUGACCAACAACGUCAAUAACAACAACAACGUCAACAUCAACAACAACAUCUACGGGCCGUUGUGUACGUUCAACGCCACGGUGUUGUAUUAUCCGCAGUACUACUAUGGAUAUGGGAAUAAUUACGGGUAUAAUUAUCCGCCGUAUCAGCCGCAGUACAACUCCGCACCGCAGAUUCUGUACUAUAAUGGACAGCCUAAUGUGGGAUACUCACAGCCGAAUUAUGGGAGUGGAUAUCGUCUGCAGCCGUUUAAUUACAUUCUUGAUUCUGUUGCCGAUCACUCUAGUAAAAUGUGGGCAAAGAUAGCCAUUAUAAUCGCCCCCCUGCUGCUUGUUUUCCUGGGAACCGUUGCGUCGCAAGGUUAUAAUAAUUAUGGAUAUGCCGGGUCCACGUACAUCAACUAUGGUUCCUACAAUAAUUACUGCAACAACAUCAGCAACAACAACGUCGGGAUUACCAACACGAACACCAUCACCAAUAUGAUCGAGAACAACAUGGGAACGAUGAUUAUGAAUACGAACAACAUCAACAACAACAAUAAUGUCAACAUUAAUACGUACAUUUAUGGACCGCUGUGUACGUUCUACGCUAACGUUGUAUAUCCACCGGCGCAGCAACCGUACUACCCGCCGCCGCCACCACCCUCCAUUACGUAUGUGAUAUAUGACGAUCCGCCCAAGAAUUACGACAGUCAGUCAUUGUAUUCCAAUUCGGGCGGGGAUGGGUACGGAUAUUAUAUGCCACCGUACAAAAAAUGA